GUGUGGAAGCAAAAGGCAGAGAAGCUUGCGGGUUCUGAAGUGGAGUUGAAAGCUCGACUGGAAGAUGCUGACAAAAAAAUCUGCAAAAUUUCGGGCGAGGCCGCACAGUUGAAGGCGACCUGUGAGAACCUCCAAACUGAAAAUGGUCAGCUUGCGAAGAGGUGCAGUGACAUUGCAAUCGAAAAAGACGCGCUAAGUGAGGACGUUGAACGGAAGGAGAAAGACCUUCUUGACUUAACCAUGGACCGUGAUGAAAAGGUCAAGGAACUUGGUCUGCUUCGUGCUGGCAAAUUGGAGCUCGAGCGUUCCGUGGAUACCUUGAAGCUUUCUAUGCAAAGCGCCAACGAGAGGUUGGAAGAGGUGAAAUCAAGGCUUCUGGAUUCUGAAAAGCUUCUCCAGGACAAAACGAAGGAACUGUUUGACCUGAACGUGGUAGCUGCCACACUGAGGUCCGCAGCCGACGAAAGGUCGGCAGCCACCGAGAAAGUGCACUCCAUGAUGCAGGAUCAGAUUGAAAAACUCACGAAGGAACAGGAGGAAAAUAAGAAGGCCAUCGACUUUCAACGGAAUCUGAUCGGUCAACUGACUGGGGAGGUUACUGCGAGGAGAGUGGAAGUGGAUCAGAAGGAAGUCGAGUUAAAGAAUCUGGAGGGGAUAUCACAGAGUGAAUGUGAUCUCAAGGCAGAGAUCACAAGGCUCAGGCGCGAGUUGGCUGAGAGGGAGCAGCUUUUCCGUAAGAAGGAUCUCCUGCUGCAAGAGAUGGAAAAGCGAAUGAAAGUCCUCCACAACCGGCUCAUGUUGAUGAAAGGGAACAUUAGGGUGUUUUGCCGUGUUCGUCCCCUGAGUGCGAAGGAAUGUGAAAGGAAUCCUGCUGGUAUGGCCGUACGGAUUCCCGAGAACAACAUUGACAACAAGAUCGCGGUUCAAGGGCAUGAAGGAGAUUUCAAGUUCGACAAAGUUUUUCCGCCUGAUACGACUCAGACAGUCGUGUUUGAAGAGAUCGCUGAUCUGGUUACUAGCGCAUUGGAUGGCUAUAAGGUGUGCAUCUUUGCGUAUGGCCAGACCGGCUCUGGGAAAACUUUUACCAUGUUUGGGGACACCACAGACGAGACACUUCGUGGAGUUAUUCCAAGAUCUAUGCAGCAGAUAUUUCUGGUCAGCCGCGAAAAGUUCACCAUGGGCUGGGAAUACACCAUUCAGGUCUCCCUCCUCGAGAUCCACAACGAGGCGAUCCGUGACCUGUUGAAAGGAUUCCACAACGAUGAAGAGGCUGCAAGCUCGAAGCCUGAGAAGGGAAGUGCGGCGGCCAAAAAGGCAGAGCUUUCUCUCUACAACAUCAUUCACGAGAAGGAUGGCAGUACAACAGUGCUUGGCCUCAAAGUAGUCACCGUGCAGUCUGUGGAGGAUGCAGCUGAGGUUUUCGCUUAUGCACACAAGAAGAGGUCUGUUGGAAGGACAGACAUGAACGAGGAGUCGUCACGUAGUCAUGCGGUCUUCACCCUCAGGCUGAAUGGCAGGAAUCGGGACACUGGAGAGACGACACAUGGCAUCCUCAACUUGAUUGAUCUGGCAGGAAGUGAAAGACUUAAGAAGUCGAAUGCAACGGGAUCGACACGGACAGAGUCCAUCGCGAUCAACAAGAGUUUGAGCUCCCUGUCCCACGUCCUAGAGGCAAGAGCCAAGGGGGAACUGCCACGCUACCGAGAUGGGAAGUUGACCUACCUGCUCCAGGUAUUGUCUUGA
Closterium sp. Naga37s-1 is the source of this 1743-nucleotide messenger RNA. Lineage: Eukaryota; Viridiplantae; Streptophyta; Zygnematophyceae; Desmidiales; Closteriaceae. The record is from the annotation of a GenBank genome assembly.